CGCGUUCCCCUCGCUCAAUCUGGCCAUUUCCCCCAGACCAGAUACUACUAUCUACCUUGGUCAUAGUCCAUCUCCCCUUAGGUCAAUCCCAGUUUAUCAGCUACGUCAUCACCAUCACCAUGCCCGACAAAGACGCCGGAACGCCCCGUGUUUUCCUUUACCGCCAUGGAGAGACCGAAUGGUCCAAAAGCGGCCGCUACACCGGCAUCAGCGAAAUCCAGCUGACUGACGACGGAGUGAAGCAAGUGUCCGCUUCCGGCAAGAUCCUUGUAGGAGCUGGUAAGCUUAUUGACACGGCUAAACUGGCUCGCGUGUAUGUGUCUCCGCGCCAAAGGGCAAAGCACACCUUUGACUUGGCCUUCGGGGAGGCCGAGAAGCAGGGCUUGAAGGAAGCUGGCAAGGUGGAGGAGACGGAGCGGCUGGCGGAGUGGGGUUAUGGCUUGUAUGAGGGGAUGCUGACCAAGGAGAUUCGCGCGCUGAGGAAGGAGCAUGGGCUUGAUGGUGAGAGGGCGUGGGAUAUCUGGAGGGAUGGAUGUGAGGAGGGAGAAUCACCUGCGGAUGUUACGGCCCGGAUUGAUAGCCUGAUCGAAGAGAUCAGAGAUCUCCAUCGGGGAAACAUGCACGGAGAGGCACCUGCUGAUGUUGUUCUUAUUGCGCAUGGCCAUACGCUCCGUGCGUUUACCAAGCGCUGGUUGGGCUAUCCGAUGGAGUUUCCGUUGUCGAUGAUGCUGGAGCCUGGUGCUGUGGGAGUUCUUAGUUACCAGCACCACAGCAUUGAUGAGCCUGCUUUUCUGGUUGGAUAUGGAUUUCCCUUGGAGAAAUGAUGCACUUAGAGGCAUCUGGUUUAUACGGGAAGGUCGUAUAGAUGAAUAUAUAUCGGAAUUACUAGACAAUGUAGAUGGUAUGGUUCUAUGCUGGGGGGAGGCUAGCGCCACACCAGCCAGGCCUUCUCCACACUUGUUUUCGCUUAUGCGACACCCUCAAACUACUUACUCUCCGCCUACCUGCUAGCCGGUGUGGCGGUAACGCCUCUUUUAUGUUAGAAUCAAGACAUCUGUUUUACUGCUACAAGCGGGAUAUUUAGUAACAAUGCGAAAGUCGUCAUGACGAAUGCUAACACCA
Molecule: messenger RNA, 1122 nt
Organism: Aspergillus welwitschiae
Lineage: Eukaryota; Fungi; Ascomycota; Eurotiomycetes; Eurotiales; Aspergillaceae
Product: histidine phosphatase family protein
Exons: 4
Coding region: 120-824 (234 amino acids)
Biological process (GO): ribose phosphate biosynthetic process
Molecular function (GO): sedoheptulose-bisphosphatase activity
Source: RefSeq, a predicted model, not a curated record